AUAGAGAGACAGGUAAUGAUCAGGUAUAUCCUUGGUAGCAGACUAACAAAAGGUGUGGGAGAGUUUGGUGGUAUAUAUAUAUAAGUAUUUUCCACCUGUCUGUAUUCAUUCUUCCGACCCGCCCCUCACCAUGCAUCCACUCAACCUGAAGCUCCUGGUCGUUGCCUGCCUGGUAGUCGUCGCCUCAGCGGGUUCCCAAGUCAAUCAGAGAGGCUCCCGUCGUUUCGGUGAUCGAAUUCGACAGGUUCAGGAAAGUCGACCGUCUAAAUCCCUUAGACAGCCCCAGUUGGAGCGACAAGAUCAGUUCAGUCAGACGUCUCAUUUCAACAAGCAGGAGGAGUUAAGUCUGUUCACUCCACAGCCUCAGGUCAAUCGACAGCGGAAUCAGGGGAGUCGACGGAGUCAGGUCAGUCGACAGUCUCAAGUGAAUCAGCAGAACCAGUUUAGUCGACAGGGUCAGUCCAGUCGACAGCCCCAAGAGAAUCAUUUCAGUCUAGAAUCUCAACCAAGUCAGUUAAAUCGGCAACCUCAACAGAUUCAAGUCACUCGACAGCCACAGAAGAGUCAACAAGACCAGGUCACUCGACAGGGUCAGUCCAGUCGACAGAUCCAAUCAAGUCAAUCCAGUCGACAGCUCCAAUCAAGUCAGUCCAGUCGACAGGCCCAACCAAUUCAGUCCAGUCGACAGUUUCAGCCAAGUCAUCCUAGUCGACAGCUCCAAACAAGUCAGUCCAGUCGACAGAUCCAACCAAGUCAGUCCAAUCGACAAUUCCAACAGACUCCAGUCACUCGACGGCCGCAGCAGAGUCAGCAAGACCAAUUCAAUCGACAGCAGCAGCAGCAGAAUCAGUUCACUCGACAGCCCCAGCAGAGUCAGAAAGAUCAGUUCACUCGACAGUCACAGCCAAGCCAAUUCACUCGACAGCCCCAGCAGAGUCAACAGGACCAGUUCAGUCGACAGCCUCAGUUCAGUCUUCCCCAUUCUAUUGCGCUGCCCCAGUUCGACCCACCGACCCCAUCUUCACGAAAGCCUCAGGGGGUGAGCCUCCAGCACACUCAGCUGCAUCAACAAGUGGACCAGCAACAACAAAAGCGUCAGCCCCACCAACGUCAGCAGCAGCAGCAGCAACCAAAACAGCAGCAGGAACCACAACAACAGCAUCAACCACAACAACAGCAUCAACCACAACAACAACAGCGUCAACCAAACAUUGCCAUCCUGCGCGACGACCGACAGAACAGCGGAGAUGGCAACUUUAACUAUGAGUUUGAAUCCGAGAACGACAUCACCGUGAACGCCUUCGGUAGUCGAGGUUCCCAGGGCCAGAGCAACGUGGAGGGGUCCUACAGGUUCCCGCUUCCUGACGGUACCUUCGCUGAGGUCCGCUACAUCGCCGAUGAAUUUGGCUUCCGGGCCGAGUCUCCGCUCCUUCCCACGCCCCCGCCUCUCCCCGCCCACGCCCUCGAGCAAAUCCGUUUCGCCGAAGAGCAGCAGCGCGCUCGUGAAGCCCUUGAAGGUCACCAGCAGUUUUGACCUUAACGGCUUUGAAUACUUUCACUCCUGAAGGAUUUUUCUACCAACACAAGGACGCCGUUUAAAGGAUUUCCUCCUCCCUAUUGUGAGUUUGUAAUAUUUUAGAAAUUAUUGUUGGCACAUCAUGUGAAAAAGAUCCACUAAUCUCUAUCAUUAAUUCUA
Homarus americanus (American lobster) is the source of this 1696-nucleotide messenger RNA. RefSeq lists its product as uncharacterized. The record is from RefSeq and is a predicted model, not a curated record. Gene Ontology annotation, cellular component: chitin-based extracellular matrix. The coding region runs from base 131 to 1534 and encodes 467 amino acids. Gene Ontology annotation, molecular function: structural constituent of chitin-based larval cuticle. The transcript has 3 exons. Lineage: Eukaryota; Metazoa; Arthropoda; Malacostraca; Decapoda; Nephropidae.